AUGGAGACUCUGGCGGCGGCUCGCCGUGCCAAGAGAAGGAAGCUGGAGGCAGCCGAGAGCCCGGAACAGGAGAGCGAAGCAAACAUCUUGCCGCUACCAGCGACGAGUGCGCCUGAUUCCAGUCCUCCUGCAACCUUGGGAGAGGAACCCGGAGCCGGCGGAGAGGAAGAAGAUUGGGUCGACCGAAUCAGCUGCCUCCCGGACGCCAUUCUCGGUGAGGUCAUCUCUCUCCUCCCCACCAAGGAUGCCGCCCGCACCCAAAUCCUCGCCACCCGGUGGCGCCAUCUCUGGCGCUCCGCCCCUCUCAACCUCGACGGCGGUGACCUCCUCGUCACCAUCAAUGUCGUCUCCCGCAUCCUCUCUGCCCACCGUGGCCCCGGCCGCCGCUUUCGCUUCCCCGCACAACACCUACAGGACCACCCCGCCACUGUGGAUGCUUGGCUCCGAUCCCCCGCCCUCGACAGCCUCCAGGAGAUUGACUGCUUUGCGACGGAUGGGUUGAAACUGCCACCUCCGCCGGCAUCUACCUUCCGGUUCUCGUCGUCCCUUUGCGUCGCCACUUUCAGCCAUUGCCACCUCUCUGACGACAUCACCCAGUCGCUUCAGUUCCCCCGGCUCAAGAAGCUCGCACUUCAACGGGUCAUCAUUUCGGAGGAUUCCCUGCAUAGCAUCAUUGCUGCUUCUCCCGUCCUCGAGGGCUUGCUGCUUUGCAGAAUCUUUGGCUGCCGCUGUGUCAGGAUCAACUCAGCUAGCCUUACAAGCAUUGGGGUGAGUGCUGUGUAUGACGGAACAAUGACCAUCUUAGAAGAAUUCAUUGUCGAGGAUGCCCCUUGCCUUAAAAGGAUUCUGUAUCAUCGAUCACCACGAACGGGCACGGGACUACGCGUAUCAGUUAUUUCAGCACCUAAUCUGGAGACCUUGGGUUGCCUGAGUUAUGCUGAUGGGGGCUCUUCCAGGCUCGCUUUGGGCUCAACGAUUAUUGAGCCAUGCCGCAUAAAGGAAUUCUGGAUCAUUAACUCGACAAUGCCUGCAUGUACUAUCAAGAUUUUAGCAGUCUAUAUUUCUAAUCUUAGCCUGGAUGUGAUUAUUAACUUAAUGAGAUGCUUCCCAUGCUUGGAGAAGUUGUAUAUCCAGUCAUGCCAGGAUGGAGACAAGAAUUUAUGGCGCCGUAAACAUCAUAAUCUUAUCAAAGGCCUUGACAUCCGUCUCAAGACAGUUGUGUUGAAUAAGUAUUAUCGAGGCAUAAAGUCACAAGUUAACUUUGCAACAUUCUUUGUACUGAACGCAAAGAUGCUGGAGUCAAUGACAUUUCAAUGUGAAAGGUACACUGUGACUGCUAGAUUUCUUGCAGAGCAGCUCCAGCUGGAGAAAAGGGCUUCAAGAUGCGCUCGGUUUUAUUUUACUAAAAGGUGUCGCCAUGAGUUUUUGCAUAUCAAUCAUGCCCAUGAUUUGUCUAUAAGCGAUCCCUUUGAAUAUGUUGAAGCAGGGGGUGGUGCAUGCCUAUCCUUUGAGUAG
Messenger RNA from Miscanthus lutarioriparius, 1515 nucleotides. Lineage: Eukaryota; Viridiplantae; Streptophyta; Magnoliopsida; Poales; Poaceae. The record is from the annotation of a GenBank genome assembly.